Theobroma cacao (cacao) is the source of this 3622-nucleotide messenger RNA. Its product is annotated as filament-like plant protein 5. NCBI's taxonomy places the organism in Eukaryota, Viridiplantae, Streptophyta, Magnoliopsida, Malvales, Malvaceae. The record is from RefSeq and is a predicted model, not a curated record.
CGAAAUAUAUUUGAUUUUUGAAUGCUUAUUUGUUACUUAAGCGAAUCGAUUCUGGGGUUCAGUGAUCGCUGAUAAUCUGCAUUUCUUCCGGGUGUGAAUUUUGAAAUGGACCGAAGAGGUUGGCCAUGGAAGAAAAAAUCUUCCGAGAAAGCUGGAAGUGAGAAACAGGCAGUUGGAGCAGAUGGAACCGGUGCUUCAUUGUCUUCCUUAGCAUCUCUUGGAGAUCAGGAAAAAUGUAAGAAGGUAAACUAUGUUCAAAUACCGAUGGAAUCUUACGUACGGUUGACGGGUUUGGAGGAUGAAGUUAACAGGUUAAAGGGUGAAGUCAAGUUAUCCGAGGAGGAAGUAAAGGAAUUGAAAGGGAAGCUGUCUGCAGCUCAAUCUGAGAUCAAUGCCAAGGAUGGUUUGAUUAGCCAACAUGCUAAAGUUGCUGAGGAAGCUGUUUCAGGAUGGGAGAAAGCGGAUGCGGAGGUUGUUGCGUUGAAACGACAACUUGAGACUGUCACUCUCUCGAAGCUUUCGGUUGAGGAUCGAGCAUCCCAUUUAGAUGGUGCUCUUAAGGAGUGCCUGAGGCAGGUAAGGAAUGUGAAAGAGGAAAGUGAGCAGAAAUUGCAUGACGUAGUUCUAGCCAAAACCAUACAAUGGGACAAAAUAAAGCUUGAUCUUGAAGGGAAAAUAGUUGACUUCGAUCAAGAGCUUCUAAGGGCAGUGGCUGAAAACCAGGCACUCUCAAGGUCAUUGCAGGAGCGGUCGAAUUUGAUAGUUCAGAUCGAGGUGGAAAAAUCUAAAGCGGAAGCUGAAAUGGAACUUAUGAAGGAAAACCUUAUGUCACGUGAGAAGGAAAUAAGCUCACUGAAGUACGAGCUGCAUAUGAUUUCCAAGGAGCUUGAAAUUCGCAAUGAAGAAAAGACUAUAAGUAUGAGGUCUGCAGAGGCAGCAAACAAGCAACAUUUAGAAAGUGUCAGACAAAUUGCAAAGCUCGAAGCUGAGUGCCACAGACUACGAGGCCUUGUCCGGAAGAGACUGCCAGGGCCGGCUGCAUUGGCCCAAAUGAAGCAAGAAAUUGAUAAGUUUGGCCGAGAUUUCAGUGUACCUCAAUCAAGAAGGAAUGUGGUUAAGAAUACUAUCGCAAAUUUGUCUGCACAGGUGGAAUCUGCUGAUAACUUGCCACAAUCCCAUAAAGAGAUUGAUUUCCUUACAAUGCGUUUGUUGGAGAUGGAAGAGGAAACAAAGAUGCUUAAAGAAGCUUUGGCUAGUCGUAAUAGUGAACUGCAGGCUGCCAGAGACAUGUGUGCUAAGACACUUGUCAGGGUCAAGAGCUUAGAAGCACAAAUACAGGCCCAUAAUCAUCAAACAAGCUCCCCUAAAUCAAACUUGGGACUCCCUGCUGAUGGUCCUUCAAGUCAAUAUGCUAGCAAUGCACCCGGUACCACUUCCCUGUCUGAAGAUGGGAUUGAUGAGGAAGGAUUUUCAGCUGAAUCUUUGGUACCAGCAAGCUCUGAUAUCUCUCGUUUGGGGAUGGGGAAGAGCAGUUGUAAAGUUAACAAGCAAGAGAAUGCCAAUUGCUUGGAAUUGAUGGAUGACUUUCUGGAGAUGGAGAAAUUGGCAUGUCUGUCAAAUGAUGUUGCUGGAGCUAAUGCUGUUUCAGACCAUCCACUCAACGCUGGAAAUUAUGAAGCAGAAAAUAAGACACCGCUCAAUACUGCCAAGGGUCAGGACCUCUUCUCUGAUCAACAGCUUUGUUCAAGUCAAUCAUCGAAGCAGGGUUCUUCAAGUGUAAGAUCCUCCACAACAGAGCUUGGGCAAGAUGCAGAAAAUCUGCCCUUCUUGAAGCUUCAGUCAAGGAUUUUUACGAUUUUUGAGUCUCAAACUAAGGACCUGGAUUUGGGGAAGGUCUUGGAGGACAUCAAAUCUGCUAUAUUGGAAAUACAAGGAUCUCUCCCUCAGCACUCAGUCACCCGUUUUUCUGAGGGAGUUCAAAUAGGUCCCUCCAAACAAAUGGGUGUGCCUGAGGAGAAUUUGAUUUUGUUAGAUCAAGAAGGCAUCACAAAGCAAAAUUUGGCAUCUGCAAUAUCUCAGAUUCAUCAGGUUGUAUUAUCACUUGGCAGAGAAGCAAUGAGAGUUCAGGACACUCAUCCAGAAGGCCAUGGCCUAAGUAAAAAGUUGGACGACUUCUCUGCCUUUGUUGAUAAAUUUGUAUUGAACGGAAAGGGUUUGGUUGACUUUAUCUUGAAACUUUCUCAUGUUUUUGCGAAAGCUAAUGAACUGAACUUUGGUGUCUUGGGCUUUGGGGGUGAUGUUGGAAAAGUCAGCAGUGAUGAUUACAUAGACAAGGUUGCUUUGCUAGAGAAUGAGGUUCAGGAAAACUCAUCAAAACAGGCGUGUGCUGAAGGGUGCCAGCAUAUUUGUCAUUCCUGUCCUGACUCAGAGGUACUUCAAGAUAGAAUCUUGAACCCAAGUUCUCUAGCAGCUGUUACAUCAUGUUCAUGCUUAUUAAAACAGUUGGAUCAGCUGAAAGUGGAUAAAGAAAAUAUGGCAGUGGAUCUAGCAAGAAGCAACGAAAAUCUUGAAAAUACAAAGUUGCUGCUACAGGAUACAGAGAAGAGUCUAACAGAACUAAAGUUACAGUUGGCUUCCUCUCAGAAUCUCUACAGUCUGGCUGAAACUCAGCUGAAAUGUAUGACUGAGUCUUACAAGUCAUUGGAAAUGCGUGCACAGGAGUUAGAAGCUCAAGUAAACCUUUUACAGGUUAAGUCUGCGAAGUUAGAUGAUGAACUACUAGAAGAAAAGCGUGGUCAUCAGGAUGCCCUGGCUAGAUUCAAGGAUCUUGAGGAUAAAGUGCAAAGGAACACAGCAUCCUUGGUAUGUUCAUCAUCAGAAAAUGAAGAUUCUGACAUGAAGAUCAAACAGGAAAGAGAUAUAGCAGCUGCAGCAGAAAAGCUUGCAGCAUGCCAGGAGACCAUUUACCUUCUUGGGAGGCAGUUGCAAGCUUUGCGCCCUCAGAAAGAGAACCACCAGUCUCAGUACAGUGACAAGCUGCUGGGUGAAAGUUCAAUGGAAGGCAGAUUGAAUCAUGAUGGUUCUAAGUCACAGAAUAUUCACUGCUCUGAUGACUUUGAUCACAUUGAGACAGAUAGUGUAGCUUCUGCCGAUGUGCAAUCUGUGAGUGAGGAUUCCUUGCGUUAUUGCCAUUCCACAUCAAGUCCUUCAGAUAUUGAGCCAAACCUUUCAUUGAGGUCUUCAGUGAGCUCAUCUCACCUCAAUCAUAGGCGCACCAGGUCAACAUUCUCGUCAUCUACUCUUGAGCAAGAGAAACAUCUGCGUAGUUUUGGUCGUCUUUUUUCUUCAAAAGGGAAGAAUGGGCACUAGAAUUAUGCCCUCUAGCUUUUGUAUAGGUUUCUAAGUUAAUGGCAUAUAUGGCAGGGGUCAAGAACUCAAGAUUGAAAUGAGUAGAUGAUCAAUUUUCCACAUCAAUUGACUAGCCCUGUCCAUCCUAGAUAACAUUUUCUUUUACUUAUUGUUUCCAAUGGGAUUGUAAUUGGGGUUCUAAUCAGAACUCGCACAUUGUAGAUAUUAUAGUAAUGAGGUAAUGAAAUGGAAGAUCAAAUUGCUUGCCUUUUCA